GAGCUCUGGCUGGGGAGCGCUAGUUGCUCCAUCUUGAGUAGAUUAUAGCUUGUGAACCGUGCGUGUAUAUUGUUUGUGCGACCAAUUAUCCGAUGUUUAUAAUUUGAGGUGUAUAGAAUUAUUUCAAGAAAUGUCUUCGAAUAAUCAGAAGCUAUCGACCACACAACGCAUGAUACAAGCUGUUCCGUUUCCGCCAAGUCAUAAGUUAUCGGUGGCCGAAGUGUUCGAUCCGAAAAGUGCGAAACCGCGUCCGGACGUUUUGAAGCAACACUUCAUUCUCGAAGGACGGAUAGACGAAACGGCUGCGUUGCGCAUCAUCAAUGAAGGCGCCGCACUUUUACGCGCAGAAAAGACGAUGAUAGACAUCGAGGCGCCCGUCACCGUUUGUGGAGAUAUACACGGGCAAUUUUAUGAUCUCAUGAAAUUGUUUGAGGUGGGCGGCCCACCUGCAAACACAAAGUACCUUUUUCUCGGUGAUUACGUCGAUAGGGGAUAUUUUAGUAUAGAGUGCGUCCUCUACCUGUGGGCCCUGAAACUCUGCUACCCGACCACGUUGUUCUUACUACGAGGCAAUCACGAGUGUCGGCAUCUCACCGAGUAUUUCACCUUUAAACAAGAAUGUAAAAUAAAAUAUUCGGAGCGUGUCUACGAUGCCUGUAUGGAAGCCUUCGACUGUUUGCCUCUGGCGGCCCUGAUGAACCAGCAGUUUCUUUGCGUGCAUGGGGGCUUGUCGCCGGAAAUACACACAUUAGAUGAUAUUAGGAAGUUAGACAGAUUUAAAGAGCCUCCGGCCUUUGGUCCAAUGUGUGACCUCCUGUGGUCAGAUCCCUUAGAAGAAUUUGGUAAUGAAAAUAAUGCCGAACACUUUUCACAUAAUUCUGUCAGAGGCUGCUCAUACUUUUACAGUUACGCCGCUUGUUGUGAUUUUCUUCAGAACAAUAACCUAUUAUCCAUAAUUAGAGCACACGAAGCACAAGAUGCAGGAUACCGUAUGUACAGAAAAAGUCAAACAACAGGCUUCCCCUCCCUUAUAACAAUUUUUUCGGCGCCAAAUUACCUGGAUGUAUAUAAUAAUAAGGCCGCCGUACUUAAAUAUGAAAAUAAUGUGAUGAACAUUCGACAGUUCAACUGUUCUCCGCAUCCGUAUUGGUUGCCCAAUUUUAUGGACGUGUUUACGUGGUCGUUACCUUUCGUAGGUGAAAAAGUUACCGAAAUGUUAGUUAACGUGCUCAAUAUUUGCUCUGAUGACGAGCUAGUGUCAGACGGUGACGAAGGAUUGGAAGAAGUGAAACAGCCAAUAAUAGUUAAUAAAAGUAAGGCAGCAAAUCUACGGAAAGAAGUUAUACGAAACAAAAUACGAGCCAUUGGGAAGAUGGCGCGUGUAUUUUCUGUACUGAGAGAGGAAAGCGAAUCUGUGCUACAGCUUAAGGGACUUACUCCUACUGGUGCUUUGCCACUUGGUGCUCUAUCUGGCGGAAAGACCAGUCUUAAAAACGCUUUGCAAGGGUUCUCACCGAAUCACAAGAUCACGAGUUUUGCUGAGGCCAAGGGUUUGGAUGCGAUCAACGAGCGGAUGCCCCCGAGGAAGGACGCUCCACCGACUCCUGCAGAAGAGACGCCCCAGGACCACAAUCACACCCAAUCAAACGCGCAUUCGUGAGCUUAACUUUGCUAGUUUUCAUCGUCUUGCCCAACUACAGGUACUUUCAAGUUAUUGUUCAAUCAAUCGUCACCCUUUUCACAGUCCGAGUAGGUUUGUUUCUAAAUACGCGUAUCGCCAGUCAGUCAGUCACUAAGUCACUAAGUCAGUCAUUCGAUGGAUAUACGAACGAUACGGUUGUUGUUGGUUGGUUGGUUUACAUUUUGCAGAACAUCCCGGAAGUUUGUCUAAUAAACGGCUGCUGAGGAACUAUUUUUGUGAAUUAUUAUAUUUCGAUAUUUCUCAGUCGUGCUGACUACAACAAACAGACUGCAAGGUACAAAUGGACGAGAAUGUGUAAAAAAGCCACGUCAACCCUCUGUUUUGUGCCAUUUAUCUGUAACUGUCGGUGGAGUCACGUUAGAAUUAUUAUUAUUGCAUAUUUUUCUGUUUGUAUCUUGCAGUUGAUGAAUUAAUUAAUUAAUAUUAAUAAUAACUGCUGAGUUGCAGUGUUUCUAUAAUAAUAUGAUAUACCAUAAGCAAAAGUGAACUAUUUUUUGCUCUAUAGCUGGUAGAAGUUUUCUGAAUUUUAAACACAACUUACAAACUAAGGAAACAGUUAAUUAUAUUAAUAUUAUACGUGUAUUAUUGUCUGUUGUCGGUUAAUUAAUUAUCACACGUGUACAUACAUAUACAUACACAACGUAAAGUUUAAAACUACAUUCAAUCAUAAUAUUAAAACUUUCUUGCUUACAUCUACGCAGUUCUCUUUACAAAGAACUCAUCUUGACUUGAAACACCGUACUCUUGAAAAAACAUCAUAUAACACACCUUCUGUAGGUAAAAAUAAAACAGAUAGAUGCUGGGUACCAUUUCUACAUGUUAGGGCGCACUCUUGUGAUAAAAAAGAAGGUUAAAGUAAACAGUUUAGGAAACUGGCAACAGUUCUUGAUUUUAAAACAAAAUUAUUGAUAGUAGACAGCAAAAGAUAUACGAAAAUCAAUUUUUAACGAGUCUUUUGUGUUCUGCAUUUAAUGGAAUAUAUUAGUUGUCUCGGAUGCCUGGCAGAUGUGAAACAUCGAAAUUGAUUUUUAUUAAAGGAAGUGAAAAUGGAGCUAAGUAUUUUUAUAAUAAGAUAAUUCUUUCACUUUUUAAAUCACUCUAAUGUAGACAAGUAUGUCGGCAAGCGUGUAAUAUAGGGAACUAUAAUGUAGGCAAUAGGCGAAGACAGGGAAGUGCCGAUUCUUGGUGGUAGGGCGAAAGGAACCAAGAUGUCGCAAAACUGGUCGAGUGAAGCGUUCUUGUCCCUGUCACCCCACACAAGAAUCGGCCUUCUUUGCGCAAAGAUUUUUCGCUAGGGUGGAAAGAGCCGACGAGUCACGAAGCUAGCCGAAUGAAAUUUCGUAUCGUGCGUCGUCCCGUCUUGCUAGGCUAAAGUCGGUUUUACGCUGCAUGCGCGCUAAAAGAUGUUUCACAUCAAAUACCGGCACUAGUUGUAUGUACAGUGCAUGCACUUGUAUUUUCAUAAUGAAUUAAUGGAUUCCAUAAUAAUUGCAGGUGUGUUCAAGAGGGACGAUGUCAAGAGUUACGCCUGUGGAGGCAUUCACUAUUUUUACGUGCUACAUACAUUUCUAUUAGCUUCUAGCAACAUGUUUUCAUUAAUUAUAUUGUUGGGACGACAGGCUCGUUCGCAUUUUCUUUAUCAAGUAGCUGGUCUGCUUACCCUAGCGGUUCCCCUCUUGUAUACGUACACCUCUUUCUACACACUGUUGUACUAUUACAUAGAAUAAUAUUCUUUCUGUUCUUCCCUCACUCUAUCGUUUAUAAUUUCGUUUCUUCGGGCCUUUUCGAGAGUUUCAUAAGACGAAGACGUUUUACGUUACAUUCCACGUCCAUCGCAGGUUCCAACCUCAGACGAUUUAAAAUCCAUUUCAAACCGGAAGUUUACAUUUAAUACUACUCUAAAAAAUCGAUAUAGAAAGAGGGCAUUGAGAAAUGCUAUUUAUUAAAAUAUUCUUUUCACCCCCCGCUCCCUUACGCUAAGGAAAAAUGAAAAACUAUUUGGUGAUUGCUAUUUAUGAUUUCAAAAAGGGGUUUUACGUUUACUUUUGUAGGGUUCAGUUUUAUUGAUCUGUAUGUUGUGUGCUUCGCCCGGUUUGAAGUAGGCAACCCGUCCCAAAAGUGCUUGAAAAUAAGGUGAUAAAUGGAAAUGUUGAUCAGUUUCAUUCGACAGGGUGUAGGAGGAGGUUUGCGAUGCGAGACUGCGCGAAACGAGUGAUACAAGUGUGCCAUACUUACCUGUCGGUCACCACACACUUUAUACAUACGAGUUCAUACCACAUACAAACAUACAUACAUGCAUAUAUUGUUAACGUUCCUCAUUGGAUCAUUUCCUCUGUGUGUGUGUAUUUAAUUACUACUUACUUAAUUACUAUUAAAGAAAAAAAAAGAUGGAAGAAAGAUAUUAAUUACAUACAUAAAUAAUAAUUACCUAACCAUAAUGUUACGAACAUUGAAUAUAUUUAAUUGUAAUCCAUACAGUGAGCAAGGGAUUUUUAAAUGCAGCCGCAAAUCGUAUUUCCGCUAUCUCUAUCUCUCUCUUUUCUGCUUCUUCUCUUUCUCUCUUUCUUAACAAACGUCUGUUUGUACUUAACUUUGUAAUUUUACUACGGCGAUGAAGAUGUAGGAUUUUUUUAUUAAUCGAUUUUAUUAUUAAUUGUGGUCAUUUGUAAAACUAACUGCAACUAUUAAUUAUCAUUAUUAUUAUUAUUAUUAUUAUUAUUAUUACGUACACAUUUGCUACCUACCAGCUGUACUUAUCAUUCAGAGUCUUUUUUUUCUGUUGUUUUCGUUUUAAUUGUACAAAUUGUUUUAUACGUCGUUAAAUUACUGCUAUCCACACAAGUUUUAAAAAAAGGAAAAAUAAUAAAAUAAAUGCGAUUAUCUCUUA
Molecule: messenger RNA, 4589 nt
Organism: Agrilus planipennis (emerald ash borer)
Lineage: Eukaryota; Metazoa; Arthropoda; Insecta; Coleoptera; Buprestidae
Product: serine/threonine-protein phosphatase 2B catalytic subunit 2-like
Exons: 13
Coding region: 131-1660 (509 amino acids)
Biological process (GO): calcineurin-mediated signaling
Cellular component (GO): cytoplasm; calcineurin complex
Molecular function (GO): calmodulin-dependent protein phosphatase activity; calmodulin binding
Source: RefSeq, a predicted model, not a curated record